AGACAGAUCUAAAUGACGAGUUGAACGCACUUGUCCUAGAUAUGGAUGAAACGUUGAAAAUAUACGAUUCUGCACAUUCUGAUAAAGAGACAGAUCUAAAUGACGAGUUGAACGCACUUGUCCUAGAUAUGGAUGAAACGUUGAAAAUAGUUGACACAGAUUCAAAUGACGAUAUGGAAACAGUUGACACAGGUUCAAAUGACGGUUUGGAAACAGUUGCAAGUCAAAAGGACCCAACAUAUCUAGCGUUGUUGAAACAAUUUCCUUUCAUUGAAAAAAGUACGUUGUUUUUUUUUAAACUAACUUUUAAUUGUCUGUGUUUUAUUGUGAAUAGCAGUAACUAUCGCAGAAUUGAAGGGAAAGAAUAUUCUUACCUAGUCUAAAAGUAGAUGUCAAAUUUUCUUGUCAUGGGAUUUUUUCUCCAUUAAAAUCGAAUAUAAAACAAUAUACACUGUUACUGGUUGGUGUUGCAGGGACCUGUAAUGGUUUAGGGUAAGAAUUGAGUUCAGUGGAUAUGUCAGUAGAGGAAAAAGAGGAAAUAAAGGUGUUUAUUGCAAAAGUGAGGGAGAAUUUGGGUUGAGCCCUACAUGUCAAGAUUUCUACACGUAAAACGAAACAAAUAAUAACAGAGAUAAUGAAUGUAAACUCUAGCAUGAAAAGUAUUACUUUUUUAUUUUCAGAUGAAAACAUCAGGAGGGUCAUGGUUGCUCUUCAUAAACUUCAACAUCAGGAGGUAAAAUAUGUAAAGCAAGUUCAAUCUAAAUUAACCUUAAAAAUAUCAAAUAAUUUGUUUUUAAAAUGUUCUUCAGUCAUAGAAAUAGAACGCAUGGAGUGUAUAUGCUGUAGUACAAUAUACGGCGUAUCCAUUUUAUAGGUAAGUAACAAGGGUUUCUUAUUUAGACAGUGAUUAGUAAGUAAUUACAAGUGAGAAUAGAUGCAUAAAGUGACAAACAUAGCCAAAAAAAAUGCCUUCUCUGUCACCUCAAUAGAUCAUAAAAGGAUAUGGGAGACAGCUGUCGUUGUUUGAAGCAAAAUUGUUUCCAAAAGUUUUACGCUGAAAUCUUUGACGAUACCAACCACGAUGCUCCGGAAAAAAUAAUUUUGAAUUGAAGAAGCAUUUUUGGAGAGAUUUUCAGAUCCUGGCAGAAUUGAGCGUGACAUUCUUGUGUUCCAGAAUCCUUCUGAUUGUAAUCUUGACAAUGUGCAAGUUUAACAAUAGCUGGAGCUGAUUGAUUUACAAGCAAAUGAAUUGUUGAAGAUAUAUUACGCACCGUGCACAGAAGACGUUUAUUUUUGUGAACCAAUAAAAACUUAAAUUAAACUAUUAAAUUUUGUCUCACCGACAAAAUCAUUAAACUUUUUCCUUUGUAAAGUUCAUAAUUAGAAAUAAAAAGAAAGGCAAAAAUUGAAAAAGUCUUUUCUAAUUCUAUUAUUUUGGAAAAAAAAUUGCAAAAUUAUAGCUCACUAGGUUCAUAAAUCUGUAAGUGUAUAACGGUCAAACAAUGACACAAAACACCACUCCACCAAAAACCACAGAGAUAUCCAUAAAUCCACAUUGAGGCUCUAUAUAAAUCUUAAGUAACAGAAAGAUAGAUGAUAGAUGGACAGAUGGACAGAUGUAAAGAUGGACAGAUGGACAGAUGGACAGAUGGACUGAUGGACUGAUGGACUGAGGGACUGAUGGACAGAUGGACAGAUGGACUGAUGGACUGAUGGACAGAUGGACAGAUGGACAGAUGGACAGAUGGAAAGAUGGACUGAUGGACUGAUGGACUGAUGGACUGAUGGACUGAUGGUUAGGUUACGGUGAGCUCAUAGGUGGUUUGCUAGAACAAUUCUUGCUCGGAAUAAUCUAUGAUACCGCGGGCAUGGAAUAGUUGCUUCAGACGAUGACUUAAUAUUGCUCUUUCGGACAAGCCUGCGUGUCUCAGCUGUGGUUAUCCUAUUAGCUUCAUGAUAAGUAGCCGCGCCCCCUUCUUGACAACAGCUCUCCACAUGGCUCUGUCCUGGACUGUCUGCACCCGUUGAGUAGGGUUUAUGCUGAAGGCAGUCAUUCUCGUGCUGUCAAUCUGAUGUUACUCUAAGUCAAAUCUAGGACACACGUGUCUUACAUUCUAUGUGUUGUAGCGGCGGUGGAAUUUUUAUUAUAUUAUUUUCCUUGCUUACACAAAAGCUCUGCUCAACGUUUGGUGUUUUAUGGAGACUAGCUGUUGUCCAAUGCAGCAGAUCCCCACUCUCCACGCAGCCAGUGGAUUCAAGGGAAUGACAUUAGAUGCCGAAAUGACUUUGUAAUCAUCGUCAGAUCGACUUCGGGACUCCAUCUCUUGAUUUUACAGUUUGAAUUUACACCUGUAAUCUUAUACUAGCUUCCCGAAAUGAUUAUAUAUAUAUAUUGGUAUGACAUAUAUUCAACGCGAUCUUAAAUAUGGCUGAAUCACAAAUUUGUGUGUACCGACAUUGAUCAAAACGGUAAAGCGUUAUAUAUUUAUUUUUGCACAGUCAAGCAAAAAUAUCACCAGCACCCCGGGUAGAUACAACUCGUAACCUGGGAUGGCAACUCAUCUAAGAGAAGUAAACUCUGAAAUCAAACCCGGAGAUGGAGUACCGAAAGGCGGAUAACAUUGGUACAAUGAAACAUUCCGACAACUCCUGCGACGCCCCUGAUGAUCCAAUGAUGUUCCCUUGGGUUAUCCAGCGGCGUGGAGAGAGGCACGUUCCUGUUGAGAACCAGCUUAUAGUCCUUUAAGAAUAAUCUCAGGCCAUGUGGAUUUCGUCCUUCAAUGCCCACACCAUCGUCAAAUUGUGACGUGAGGAUGCCUGCAUUUAUUAUAUAUAUAUAUAUAUAUAUAUAUAUAUAUAGAGAGAGAGAGAGAGAGGGAGGCAUUAUAACAGUCAAAUUAAUUAAACAUAACGUUUCAACAUGAUUAUUAUCACCGUGGUUUACCCUUAAAUUUAACUAAAUACAUAUCUUGAGCUUUGUAAUUGUAAUUGUAGCGUUCUCUGGUUAAGAAAUAAAAAUGCUGUCUUUAAAGUAUUAAGAUUUAAGUAAGUUAGUUUUCUCACUUAACUCACCCUAAAUUAUUCUUAACAGCUGAAUCCCUAUCCCCACUACUUUAAAAAAAAAGGCUAACAAUGAAGCAAGUCACUUGUCUAUCACUGUACACAAAUGUUUUAGUUUUAUCUUGAGUUGUGUCGUUUAGUCUGGCCUAGGCUUUUUUAACUCCCAAUGUAUUCUCUGGCUAUACCUUGAACGUAUUUGUAGAGCGGUAUAUUCUGGUCUGUUAUACUGGGACGUAAUACAAGUUAGUUUUUUAAUGAAUUAAGUAAAUCAACUAUCUACAAUUCCUUUUUUUAAAUUAUUCUAUUGUUUUGAAUUGUUCAAAGUUCGAUAAAAAAUGUCCAAGAUAAUUUUAAUUUUUCAAAUCACUAUUAAAAUGAUGAUAUUAUGAAAUAUUAUUUGUUGGAAUUUCUUCACAGCUUUCAAACCCCAAGCAGUGUUAUCCUGGUCAGAGGUGUAUUUUCUGCGAUUACUACUUUUUGAAGAUGAUGGGAGAUAAAUAUAAUGGUAAAGCUUCGAAGUCCAUGAUCUGUGACGAAACAUCUGUAGUGUUCUUGGUGUUUUGUAUUAAUUGUGAUGAAGUGUUGCUUGGUUCUACUAUUGGAAAAAUGACAAUGAAAGAUCUUGCUGUGAUCAAUUUUGGGUUUAAUGGUAAAUUAAAAUGUGAACCACAGAACUGUCAUAACAGAAAAUCAUUAAAAUGCUUAAUCAUUAAUACAAAGAAUUUACCUCCAAACAACAACUUGUCAGUUUGGAAGAAAGAAUUAAAUGUGGAAGAACUUGAUUUAAAGCCUGAAGUAUUGAAAUUUAAUGAAUCGCAUGAAUUGGGUUUUUCUGAAAUUAAGAAGCUAAAUCUAGAUAUAAAAGAACUACCUUACGAUUCUGUUUUUAUUAUAUAUUAUAUCAAAUGUAAACACUGUGCCAAAUAUUACAUUGGUAAAACAAGAGAAACAUUUUCAAAAAGAUAUCCCAAUACUUUUUGUGACAAUUAUACAAAAGGUGCCUUUCACAAACACACCCUUGGAGUAAAUUCCGAGUGCACUGUUCGAGAUUUACAAUUUAGAGUGAUUUAUUCACUAAAUGAGGAACAAACCUUUUUUCUACACAAGUGGACAUACAUAUUCAACAAUUGUCCUAUUGAUCUCAAGAAGAAAAUAUCGUGGGUAAUUGAAGUAGACAAGUCAUCAAAAAAUGACCUGAUGAAGAUUGUAUGGGACAAUCACACAAAAAAAGAUAUCAUAGACCUUAUACAAAAGCUGAUACAAAGAAUUAAAGCUUCAGAUGAAGAGUUUAAUAAAGAGGAAUAUAAAGAUAUGGACGCUGAAAAAAUAUUGAGAGAUAAAAAUAUAAAAUGGAUAAAAAAGACUAAGGAGAUAAUUUUUGAGAAAAAGGAGAAACUCUGGAUGAAUAAAUUUAAAGAAAAAUUUGGUGCCGAAAACGCUCUCAAUCUAUAUGAAAUUGCAGAAUCAAAGAAUGAGUCUGCAAGCUUGUAUUGUGACUUUUACGAAAAAUUACAAGUGUAAAAACUGAAAAUUAAAAAAAAUAUAAAUAUUAAUUCAAUUUAAAAAAGUGACAACUUCUAUGACAAUAGGAUCAUGUAGGUAUUUACCGUUUAAGCGUUUUCAAACCAUGUACUCCUUCUUGUUAACUAAAUCCAACAAAUGUCCCAUUAGAUAAUAAAAUGUAUUAUAAAAUGAUAUAAUUUCAGACAUUUUUAUAAUACAUUACUGGCCAAUAUAAUCGGCAGUGCUCGCUUUCGCAAUUUGUAAAAUAAAAGUCUUAAAGUGUUAGCAGCUUAGACGCAUAUAAGGGCCUUACACGUAUUUCCUUCUGAUAAAUGACGUUAUAACUAUGUUGGCCAUGCAUGAUGAAUUACACCAGACCACAUAAAACGUAUGCUGUAUCAAUAUUUAAAAAUGUGUAGGGGCUUGAGGUAAUACAUAAUAGUUUAAAAGAGGUAUACAUGAAUGAACCUUUGGAUUCUUGUAUAUAGAUUUUAUUUUAAUUUAAGACUAUUAAAAAACCCAAUGUACAUAUCUUGAUGAAUAUGACGUUUAAUGGUUUUUCUCUGUUCAGACCAAAUUUUUCAAUAAUUCAAUAAUAUUACCGUGUCAGUAAAAAGAUGUAGACCGGAGCUUGACAUUUGUGACAUUUAAGAAUCUUACAAUGAAUUCACAUGUAACUUAUUUGAUAUAAAAAGGGACAUUAACUAUGGACUGCAAUUGUUACGAGCGUGACUAAGUGUACUUUUGAGACAGUGCUAUAAUCAUCAAAUGCACUCACUCAUACAAUGGCGAAUUUUGACUAAUUGCAGAAAGGGCUUCAAUCGAAAAACUUGAUACACUCCUUUUUCUAUGAGCGCAUUAAAAAAAGAGUAUCAUAAUAAUGAAGAAAAGACCCCCCUCCCCUCCAAACAUGGGCGGUUUACUCAUAUAUACAACAAACAUAUUUUAUGUACGCCCCUGAAAUAUGCGAUAAUUUUAAUCUAACGUUCAUUUCACCCUUCCCCCAUCCUUUUUAUAUCGGAAUGAGCUAUUGUUUCUCAAAAUAGUACACCAUGUAUUUCCAUCUAUUUAAAGGAUAUAAUAGUAUUGAAACAGUGAAUCGAUAGUAAAGAAGUAUUCGAUACCUCUUUUGAACGCGCCUGUUUCUUUGUCAACCUUGAAGAAAUCUCGCGUGGGUCAAACUUACGAGCGCCCCAUGCAAAUCUUUAAUACAUUAUUGGUGGAUAUAAUUUACAAAAAGGCCACUAUCGACCACUUUAAUCCCCAUGAGGUACACCUUUUGUCCCGUUUUCAGUUACAGAUCCCGGUAAAAUCUAUUUCAAUGUAUAUCUCAUUGUUGUUUUCAUAGUUAUAUUAAUACAAAUAGUUAAUUGCAUAUAUCUCUUUGUUAUAAUUUUAAAUGUAUUUAUAUCAGUAAUUGAUGGACUUUAUCUCUUUUGGUACAGGCAAAUGUUAACAUAAUAUUUAUUGCAAUUUUUUUUAAAAAAUGAUACGAAGACCUGUUUACCCACAAACUCUUAAAAUCGUACAAUAUCAUCACAAAAUCGUUCAAUACAUUAUCUUAGUAGUAAAAAAAAUAACAGUGUAUAUAAUGUAUACACCUCAAAAUCGUACAUUGUACGCCAAAAUCGUAAGAGUAAACAGGUCUGAUUCAUACGUGAUAUCCUGUCUGGGGUGAUGUUUUGUUGUGUGGGGUUUUUGUGGAUGAUUUUUCAUUAUGUGUGGAUAUUUUUGGGUGAUAUGUUGGUGAUGUUUGAGUGUGUGCUUACAUGCUUUUGCAUUCAAUUUUGAAUUUAAAUAAAUUAAUUUCCAUUGCUAGUUGUAGCGUUUGUAAUUUUCAUUUAACUAUUCGUUUGUAAAAAAAGAACAAAAUAUGGG
Messenger RNA from Lymnaea stagnalis (great pond snail), 6441 nucleotides. NCBI's taxonomy places the organism in Eukaryota, Metazoa, Mollusca, Gastropoda, Lymnaeidae. The record is from the annotation of a GenBank genome assembly.